Clunio marinus is the source of this 255-nucleotide messenger RNA. The record is from the annotation of a GenBank genome assembly. NCBI's taxonomy places the organism in Eukaryota, Metazoa, Arthropoda, Insecta, Diptera, Chironomidae.
AUGGAACCUAAACGUAUCUCUUUGUAUUGUUCAUUCAUUGCUAUCAAGAUAAAAGAAAUUCAAUUGUUCGCUUGUUGUUCACAAAUAAACGCAUCAUGUAGCAAGACCCGAAAAAAAAGAUUUUUGAAAGCAUUUAUGACGACAAAUCGAACAGAUGGUGAAGUUUGUUAUGCAAAAUUAAGGAAGUUUAGAAGACUUUCGAAAACGUCACAACAUCAUAUUCAAUGUAAUGAAAUUAAAAGUGAAGAUAAAUGA